GAGCUGAAACGGCGUCGUCUGAAUGUUUCAGUGGGCCUAUUAUCAUAGUCUUCGUCUCUCACACAACACAGAGAGAGAUGGCGACGGCGUCGUUUAGGUGGAUCUUGCAGCUACACAGGGACGUACCAAAAGCGGCUCGAUUCUACGAGAAAGGUCUCGAUUUCUCCGUCAAUGUGGUCACCUUACGUUGGGCUGAGCUUCACUCUGGUCCUCUCAAGCUAGCUCUUAUGCAAUGUCCUAGCGAGCAUAUGCCGAGUGAGAAGGGAUACUCUUCACUACUAUCGUUCACUGUGACGGACAUUAAUACAACAAUCUCUAAACUUAUGGAAUUAGGAGCAGAACUUGAUGGCUCUAUCAAAUACGAGGUCCAUGGCAAGGUUGCAUCUGUGAGAUGUCUUGAUGGUCAUGUGCUCGGACUCUAUGAACCUUCAUAGUUUGUCAGUUCAUGUUUUUUUGCUGUUCGGAUUAUAUCAUAGUGUAUUUGUUUUUGAUGUUUCGACCCGUUUAAUAAUAAGAUCAUCUUAACAACAGCAAAA
Molecule: messenger RNA, 536 nt
Organism: Arabidopsis lyrata subsp. lyrata
Lineage: Eukaryota; Viridiplantae; Streptophyta; Magnoliopsida; Brassicales; Brassicaceae
Exons: 3
Coding region: 78-434 (118 amino acids)
Source: RefSeq, a predicted model, not a curated record